Molecule: messenger RNA, 4986 nt
Organism: Girardinichthys multiradiatus
Lineage: Eukaryota; Metazoa; Chordata; Actinopteri; Cyprinodontiformes; Goodeidae
Gene: flvcr2b
Product: FLVCR heme transporter 2b
Exons: 11
Coding region: 482-1981 (499 amino acids)
Biological process (GO): heme export; transmembrane transport
Cellular component (GO): membrane
Molecular function (GO): heme transmembrane transporter activity; heme binding
Source: RefSeq, a predicted model, not a curated record
UUCAAACAGCGUCAAUAAAGUAGUUUAUGUUAAACUCCGCCCCGGUGGUCGACUUUAACCGACUUCUUUUAAGAUUUUAACGUGGCGGGUUUUGGUCCGGGUGGAGGGUCACAGCAGGCGUCCAAACACGUGUUAAAUCGACCUCUAUAUCAAUUCUUAUUUAUGAAAUAUCCCGCUGCUCUUUUCUGCUUAACUUAACGAUAUCCUGAGGGGGAUAGUUAGACUGCUAAACUUGUUUUCGGGAAGGAAACGCUCUGUUAACUCUGAGCGGUACAUUACUACUAUGUUAUAAACCUACAACAAAAGCAUAAACGUUCUUGAACUCUUUGGCUUCGCUGAAGAUAUAAAUAUGUAACGAUUUCUGGUCGGUUUUUAGAUAUAUAACUCUUAUUUUUACGAGACACUACAGAAAAGCGCUGCAUGACCCGUGAAGUACAGUAAGGUUGUACUCUAUGAGUGGCUCCGCUGAGAAGACUUGAACAUGAGCGAGAAACAAGCGCAGGAAGACGCCAAACUAAACCCAGAGGACCUGGAGAACCAUGUGAACCUGGAGGCGGGCGACGCUUCCACGCUCCGCGGCGAUCAGACUCGGGAGGACGGUCACGGGGCGCCGCAGCAGACCCGUCUGUACAAACACCGCUGGUUGAUCGUCUUCCUGUUCAGCUCCUAUUCGAUGUGCAACUCGUAUCAAUGGAUCCAGUACGGAAUCAUCGGGAACAUCUUCACGAGGUUCUACGGCGUGGAAGCGUUCACCAUAGACUGGCUGUCCAUGAUCUACAUGCUGACCUACAUCCCGCUGAUCUUCCCGGUGACCUGGCUGCUGGACAGGAAGGGUCUCCGGGUGAUCGCGCUUGUGGGAACGGCGCUCAACUGCACCGGGACGUGGAUCAAAGUGGUCAGCGUCCGACCCGACCUGUUCCCCGUCACCUUCCUCGGGCAGUUCUGCAGCUCCUUGGCGCAGGUCUUCAUCCUGGGGAUGCCUUCAAAAAUCGCCUCGGUGUGGUUCGGUUCGGAGGAGGUGUCCACCGCCUGCUCUAUCGGAGUAUUCGGGAAUCAGCUGGGUUGUGCCAUUGGGUUCCUCUUACCCCCGAUCCUGGUGCCUAACGUGAACGACAUGGAUGAGCUGGCCAACCACAUCCGAACUAUGUUCUACAUAACAGCAGGAGUGGCGACAUUUCUCUUCAUCCUCGUUGUUUUUGUUUUCCAGGAGCGCCCGAAGCUUCCUCCAACGCAGGCGCAGGCCACAGCUCGCAGAAUCCCACCAGAAGAGUACUCCUAUACAGCCUCCAUCCUCAGGCUGCUUCGAAACAAACCCUUUGUCCUCCUCAUCAUAUCUUAUGGUCUGAACGUGGGUUGCUAUUAUGCUAUCGGAACUCUGCUUAACCGCAUGAUCAUCGAUCAAUACCCUGGCGAAGAGGUGAAUGCUGGAAGGAUUGGGCUCACCAUUGUCAUUGCAGGGAUGGUCGGUUCCCUCAUCUGUGGAGUUUGGCUCGACAGAACUAAGACAUAUAAACAAACUACUCUCGCGGUGUACAUCAUGACUCUUGUGGGGAUGAUCGUAUACGCUGCAACACUCAAGCAGGGAAAACUCUGGGUGGUGUUUAUCACUGCUGGAUCACUUGGGUUCUUCAUGACAGGCUACCUGCCUCUGGGUUUUGAAUUUGCAGCUGAACUGACGUACCCGGAAUCGGAGGGAACUUCCUCGGGAUUGCUGAACUGUUCAGCACAGGUGUUUGGCAUCCUAUUCACCAUCUGCCAGGGGAAAAUCUUUGACAAGUUUAACACGUUGGCGGGAAACAUCUUCCUUUGUGUAUUUCUGCUGGUAGGCUCAAUAAUGACAGGCUUAAUUAAGUCUGAUCUACGGAGACAAAAUGCAAACAGACUGGCCAAAGAAGAGGCGGAGAAGCGGAUGUUGGAACAAGACUACGGAGCAACAGCCCAAAUCUCAUCCCAGCCAAAAACUCCUCCCUCUCAAACCUGAUCAAACAAAAAAAUUCUCUGUUCACAAAGAAUUUCCUCAAAUUUUAGCUCUACACACUGAAUCAGAAAGGAACCUACUGAUUCCACCACGGGAAACUUGGACUUACCCACCAUCAUCAAAGAAGUCCAGUUUUAAAGAAAUGUAAUCUCUCCUGCUUUUAACAUGAAGUACUGAUGAUCAUGAAACCUCCAGAUCCUUUUCCCUUCUGAAUAGACUGCAAGACAAAUCUGUGAAACAAUGCUGCCAUGACAGUUUGAUCUGUCAGUGUUUUUUAUGUUUAUUAAUACUACCUGGCUAAAAGAGAGCAACAAUGUUUGAUAUUUUGUUAUACUGUCUUUAGAUUUGAAUACAUUUCAGAUUAGCUUUCACAUUUAGGUGUUUAAUUAUGUCCAGAGUUGCAUUGUGAAUUUUUAGGGGAUGAUGGAAAUACUGAAAUUAUAACUCUUUUUCUUUUGCUGUGCAAAUCUCGUGAGGUGAGAUAUUUUUACCACCAGAGUUUUUUUUCAGUGAAAAAGCCUGCUGAAUAAUACUAAGAGCAUGUACACACUUUACAAAAACAGUCACAAUCCAGAGGAAUCCAGAGUACCUGGAAAGAACAAACAGAAACACAGGGAGAACAUGCCAACUCCAUGCAGAGACGUCCUGGUCAGAAUUCGAACCAAGGACCUUCCUGCAGCAAAGCUAUAGCGGUAAUAAUUGAACCACCAUGCAGGCUCAACUACUUGUUUUUGUACCCCAAAUUAUGUUCCUGGCUGAGGCGUUUGAGGUUUCUAACAUGUAAUCAUUUUAAGAAUAAAGAGAUUUGUGUGUUAAUCAAAUUAAGGUAUGGGCUAAUCACAAAUUAUAAAAAAAACGAACUCUACUUCUAAAUUAGUAAAAUAAGUUAAGAAGCAUCAAAUAAACCUUCACACUUACCUACAGACAUUUACCCAUGCUUCCUUUGAGCACAACACUUUAGAGUUAUCAUACUUGAUAUUUUUAACACGCACUGAUGUGAUUCAUGUGGAAUAAGAUGUUUUUGGCUAAUAUAAAAGGAAGGAUAUUUUCAAAGAGCAGACAGCUACAAGUGUGUUAAAGGUCACAUUUAAGGCGUUAGCACUCAGUACUAAUGUCACUUUAAAAAUAAAAUGCAUUCUGACCUUUCACUGAUACAACAUUCUGCAAGUUUCCUAUAUGCCUUCUUGUGUUAACUGGUCACUUUGUUUUGAUGGUUUUAAGCAUAAUCAUUGUGGCAGUUUUGCCUGUAGGUGAGUAAAUACACUCUUACUCUGUUCUUCUAGACGUAUUUCUGUAGUUAGACUUAGGAAAUAAAUAUAAAGUAUCACCUAUUUCCUUAAAAACGGUGUUUUAUUUUUGCCAUGUUCUAGUUUUCAGCUGACAUUACAUAACUUAAAUGAAAGUAAACCUUGUUAACUGAAAACAGACACCCAGAUGCUGUAACACAGUCUCUAGAGGGCGCUCUUCAUCUAUUUCUCUUCUUGACCAGUGCCACCAUAACAGUGGAACACUUGAGUUUUGUCAAAUUUUUAACAUGUCAAAAAUGAUCUCUCACCACUAUUCUGUCAUUUCCAGCAGUUGUUGUUGCUUGAUAGAGAUCAGUUAUUGACAUUUUAAAACAUUUUUACCACAACUACAAGAUGUGACUUUUCAAAAUAUUCAAGGCAAGAGAAGCAGCUCAGUAAAACAAGAAUAAAAACAUCUACCCAACUUGAUGUAACUUUUAAUUAUUGCACUACUUUUUUUUUUUUCAACAUAAAUCCAGGUGGUGGCUUUAAUUGAUUAAUUUAUUGUUUUUUAUUGUCAAUUAGCAUCGAUUAUUAUGUCAGUAGAAAAAUUUCCAAUCCAUAGCAGUCCACAGUAAGAAAGGCAGAGAAAAAAUUAAGAAAUUAGAGUAUUAUAAAUGAAUUUGUACAUAUAUUCAUGUUUAACAUGAAAUAAAACAGUUUUCUAUGGAUUAUUCUUAGCAUUACUUUUCACAUUAUGUGUAUCUUACAUUUUAUUAUUUUCUGCAAGGUUAAUUUCAAACCUUAAUUCACCACAGCAAGUAAAAGCCUAACAUUAACAUUUUAUCAUUCUGUUAGCACGAUACAAAUAGCACCAAUCAAAAAGAGAGGCAUGUUUAAAGAGCACAGUGUUAUUAUAUAUGGUCUAACUAUAAAUCAGCUCCAAGUCCACAUGCACACAUAGGAGCUCUGUCCACUAAACAGUGGUUGGAGGUUUUAUUAAAGCUUACUUAAACAAUUGUGUUUUGAGAAUUAUUAACCCCCUAACAUUCGCCACAAAAUGGUUCAAGAACUGCUGGGAGCACAUGCCAAAGCCUGGUUUCUCUGUAAAGAUAACACUCAAUGUUUUAGAAAUAAAUUGUGACAUAUUGAUGUCAAAAAAUGCACUGGCCCUCGCUGGCCUGUCCAGGGCCCCCCAAGCUUUUAGGUAAAAGAGAUGUUGAGUAAACAUUCACUUAAGAAAGGUUAGAGGAAGUGCUUGUAUGAUAAGAGAAGAAUACAUUCAGAUUACAGGAAAGCUGUUAAGCUGCCAUCACAAGCAUUUUAAAGAUACAUGAGCUAUUUAAAAUAUUUGUCAUGAUUUGAGGGUGUUUUGGUUUUUGUUUGGGAUUUAUUUAUUGUUAUAUUCAGUUUGUGUUUUGGAUCCUGUUUUUGUUUAUUAUUUUGCUGGUUUUGCUUUAGUUUUUUAUUAUUGUUUUUUAGGUAAUGUCUUGCAAGUCAUGUUUCUCUAUUCUCUUUGGAUUUCUGUUUUGCUCCAGUUACGUUUUGUUCUCCCUGCCUCUGUCAGCCAUAGCAAUCAGCUUCAUUCGGUCCACCUGCAUCAUGCAAUCAGUCUUUUUUGUUUCACCUAUACCAUGCUUCAUAUACACACCAUCGUUCUGUUUACUUGUCAUGGAAACAUCACUUCUAUUUAUCGUCCAUGCCUGUUAAUGAUUUGUUCCUGCCUCCACCUUGGAGUUAUUUGUUUUGACUUUAAAAUAAACCGUCUUUACUUAUGGUUAA